AACUUGAUGAUUACCAGGAACGAAUGAAUAAGGGAGAACGUCUGAAUCAAGAUCAACUGGAUGCAGUGUCAAAGUAUCAGGAAGUGACAAAUAAUCUGGAGUUUGCUAAAGAGCUGCAGAGGAGUUUUAUGGCUCUGAGCCAAGAUAUCCAGAAAACAAUAAAAAAGACAGCUCGCAGGGAGCAAUUGAUGCGAGAAGAAGCUGAGCAGAAACGUUUAAAGACUGUGCUAGAAUUACAGUUUAUUUUGGACAAGUUGGGUGAUGAUGAAGUACGCAGUGACUUGAAACAAGGAACAAAUGGGGUACCGGUACUGACAGAGGAGGAGCUGACAACGCUGGAUGAAUUUUACAAGCUAGUUUAUCCUGAAAGAGACAUGAACAUGAGGUUGAAUGAGCAAUAUGAGCAAGCAUCUGUUCACCUGUGGGACUUACUGGAGGGGAAGGAAAAACCUGUUUGUGGAACAACCUAUAAAACUCUAAAGGAGAUGGUUGAACGUAUUCUUCAAACAAGUUACUUUGAUAGCACCCACAACCACCAGAAUGGAUUGUGUGAGGAAGAAGAGACAGCACCCACACCUGCAGUGGAAGAUCCUGUAGCAGAAGCUGAACCUGAUCCGGCAGAAGAAUUUACUGAACCAACUGAAGUUGAAUCAACUGAGUAUGUAAACAGACAAUUCAUGGCAGAGACUCAGUUCAGCAGUAGUGAGAAGGAACAGGUAGAUGAGUGGACAGUUGAAACGGUUGAGGUUGUAAAUUCGCUCCAGCAACAGACACAAGCAACAUCUCCUCCAGUUCCUGAACCUCACACGCUCACUACUGUGGCUCAGGCAGACCCUCUGGUUAGAAGACAGCGAGUGCAGGACCUUAUGGCACAGAUGCAGGGCCCAUAUAACUUCAUGCAGGAUUCUAUGCUGGAGUUUGAGAACCAAGCACUUGAUCCUGCCAUUGUAUCUGCACAGCCCAUGAAUCCAGCUCAGAAUUUGGACAUGCCACAGAUGGUUUGCCCUCCAGUUCAUGCCGAGUCGAGACUUGCCCAGCCCAAUCAAGUUCCUGUGCAACCAGAAGCUACACAGGUUCCCUUGGUUUCCUCUACAAGUGAGGGAUAUACAGCCUCCCAACCCAUGUACCAGCCCUCCCACACGACGGAGCAGCGGCCACAGAAAGAGUCAAUUGACCAGAUUCAGGCUUCAAUGUCACUGAAUGCAGAUCAGACCCCAUCAUCAUCAUCGCUUCCAACUGCAACCCAGCCCCAGGUGUUCCAGGCUGGAUCUAGCAAACCUUUGCAUAGCAGCGGAAUCAACGUUAAUGCAGCUCCAUUCCAGUCCAUGCAAACAGUAUUCAAUAUGAAUGCACCUGUUCCUCCUGUCAAUGAGCCAGAAACCCUUAAGCAACAAAGUCAGUACCAGGCCAGUUAUAACCAGAGUUUCUCCAGCCAGUCUCACCAAGUAGAACAAUCAGAUCUCCAGCAAGAACAGCUCCAAACAGUGGUUGGUACUUACCAUGGUUCCCCGGACCAGAGCCAUCAAGUGGCAGGGAACCACCAGCAGCCUCCACAGCAGAAUACUGGAUUUCCACGUAACAGUCAGCCUUACUACAACAGUCGGGGAGUGUCUCGUGGUGGAUCUCGUGGGGCUCGAGGCUUAAUGAACGGUUACAGGGGACCGGCAAAUGGGUUUAGAGGAGGAUAUGAUGGCUACCGUCCUUCCUUUUCCAACACUCCAAACAGUGGUUACACGCAGCCGCAGUUUAAUGCUCCUCGGGAUUACUCCAACUACCAGCGGGAUGGCUAUCAGCAGAAUUUCAAGCGUGGCUCUGGACAAAGUGGACCUCGGGGAGCUCCACGAGGCCGUGGAGGGCCCCCAAGACCAAACAGAGGGAUGCCUCAGAUGAAUGCUCAGCAAGUGAAUUAAACAAAUUCACAGGAUGACAUGAAACGCCAAAAACACACUGGCCAGUGUACUAUACAUGUUACCAGAAGAGUUAUUAUCUAUUUGUUCUCCCUUACAGGAAGUUUGUUGUAAAGGGACUAUUUUCAUUACCCAUAAUGACAGGACUACAGUUGCCAGCUUCAUAUUACCUGGAUAUGGAAAGAAAUGAAACGACGUUUACUCUGCAUGUUCUGUCCUAAGCAUCAUUUUGAGCCUUGCACAUGAGAUUCAGAUUCCUCACCCUUGCUAAGAGUAAAGCAAAGAAAAAAAAAAGAAAAAAGAAAAAAAAAAAAAGGCAAUUUUCAGGGUGAUCCCAUCUCCAUGGUUAACUGAAGUGGCAGGAAAAAGCAAAGACUCACUUCUGACAUUUAAGUGAUGCAACAAUUUUGGAUAAAAACUACAAAUUCAUAAAGAUUUUCUUUGGUGGCAGUUGACUGCAUUUAAUGUUCCCGUGACAACAGGAUAGAAAAAGUGAAGUGUGGCUUGGUAGAGCAACUGCAUUUCAGCUUUUUCUUGUUGAAUUAAAGCACUGAACAGAGAAAGAUGUGUAGUGGUGCAUAUGCCCCUAAGUAGACAACUAGGCCCAUAGCUGGGUUUUGGUAAUCAGGAAUCUGGCUACAGCGCUCCCUGUGUCCUGUGGCUAGGGAUAGAAAAGCGCUUGCAUAACUGCUGCUCUAGUUGUAUGAAUUUAGAAACAACGAGAACAACAACAAAGCUUUGAUUUGGCACUUCAACAAAAUUUUGCAACGAAUAUGAGAGAGAAUCUGGACAGCCACUGUGUAUUUGAUGUGAAGUAUUCAGAUUUCUCUUUGGAACACAUAUAAAUUUCUUUGAUAGCAAUGACUUUUGUAAGGAUUGGUACUCUCUUAUCAUUCCUUAUGACCUGCACAUUGUCUGUCACUAAUACUUGACCUUGCUGUAUUAUCACCUAAAUAACUGAUGCCGGUACUGAUGGAAAUCUCUAAUGGAUAAUCAUAACACUUUUGGUCACAUGUCCUCUUGUCUUUCCUGCAGUCUUGAAGGUUUUAAGAAAUCUCAAAAUGCCCGCUGCUGCUGCCCUUUUAAUUGCUCUCUUUUGAAAAGCACCAGUAUGUGUUUGAAUUGAUUUCCCCUUUUAAGGGAAAUGACAGCCAGCAGUUACAGUUCUAAUGGUAUAAGCAAGACAAAUAAAACAUGUUUGUAAAAAUUGUAUCCUGGAACACUGGUUUUCAACGACUGAAACAAAUUUAAUGUAAUGUGUGACAUGUGAGGCUUCCCUUCCCCCCCUCCCCCCAACAGAAUAGACUUAAGCCCUCUUGCUCUCUUUCUAACUUCAGUCUUACAGCUGUGACUUGUUCUGGGAAGCCUUUUUCUUUAUGGACACUUUCCUUUUCAUCAAGGCAGCAAUGUAUAGAAGAAUUAGCAUAAGACUAGGAGCUGGAAAAUACCAAGUCUUCUUUGAGUUUUACUGCAUACUUCUUGUAUCCUCUUUGGAAAAUCACCUGUGCCUACCUUUUGCGCACAUGCACUCUCUCUGCAGGGGGGAGAAUAUGUUGAUAGCUGCCUCCAUAGAGGUGUUGGUCCUUCCUCCGCGUUCUGUAGCACGUGCAAGUGCUGUGUGUUAAGUAUCGCUCAGCCAACGAUUCCUACCUGUGGAAAGGUCCCAUGAAGGAACAGCUACGACUUGUUUGACUGUCAUAGAUAAAACUGAGGAUUGUUUUCGUGCAGAAAGUCAUUUCUACUUUGUAUCACAACUGAACUUUCAGAACUUUUAGGCAGAUUUUUUUUUGACUUUGUUGUAAAAUAAUUUGAAACUCCAUAUAAAGGGUCAUUGUGUUUUGACAUGUUGUGUGUGUGAAGAGCACAAAUGAGAAAUCUGUGUUUACUGAGAGAAGUCGUAAGCUUGUGAAGACGAUAUUACACACCAGACACCUGGAAGCGAUGCUGAUGGCUAGGAGCAGCAGUCGUAGUGGAGGCCUAGAGGCAUUCCUUGCCAGUAUGAUGAUAGAAGUAAUGAUACAAGUUUCAGUUCUGCAGCUCUGUGACUUUUCUAGGAAGCUACUAAUGAGAUAAUAGUACUAACUGCUUUUUUUUUUUAAAAAAAAAGUGGAAAAAUAAAUAGACAAGCUUUUCUUAGGGUUGAACUCAUACAGAAAAAGUGAUUAUUUUUUCCCCCUUCCAUCAGAUAACUUGUAAAUGGUUAGUAGAACACAAGCAAUUCAGCUUUUUCCAUUGCGUACCAAAUGCUUUUUCAAUAGCUUGUUCUAGUUUCACAGUAAACUUGCAGCAUACUGAAUUAGAGACCACCUUAAGGAUGAGAACAUUCCCCUUUAGGGCUGUCUUUAAGCAUAACUUAAAUGUGUUGAUGAAAUGUAGGUAGUUGUGAGGCCUCUACUUUGAGGUGUAGGUUUUUCUUGUAUGGAAAUGGUCUUGAGCGUAGCUGUUCUCUGUAUGCUGAUAGAGAUGUGUUAUAAUAACCAUAGAACAAGUAAUUUGGACAUGGUUAAUUAGGGAAUAUGCUCAGACUCCUUUAGUCUCAGUAAAUGCAGCUAAUAGUGUGCUGAAAAGCUGCCUUGGAUCACAGUGUGGCGCAUGGAUCUGUUCAGGGGAUCUGUGUGUCAGUUAGGGGUUAAUUGCACCUAUCCAUAGUCUUCUGGUAGAGCUUCCCCCGCUGCAGUGCAGAUGCAGAAGAGGUUUUGGAGAGUUACAAUUAGAUAGAAAGUGGUGAGAACUUAAGAGCUCUUUGGUAUCUACCUCCCCGCCCCAGCUUAGCUCUACAUGUGAGUCGCAUCUAGAUUGCGAGCACUUCCACCCACCAUUCCUUCCAAGAGACCUAAUUUUGAAGAGCGAGUGCUAAACGUGCGCGACCAUCGAGAGGCAGAAAGGCAGUUCUGGGCUGGCUUUGUUGUAGAGCCUGUGCUGUCUGCCAGCACGAACUGCGUUCAGUCUAGGGAGCUGUCGGAGCUGAUGCCCGUGGUUGGGGAGAGGGGACGAGCAUAACGGAGCGCUGUUCCUGAGCCUCUAUGUAGACACAUCACUUGCACACCUUCUGUUUGGUGUUUUUAUUGAUUCCUCUGUGAAUCAGUCUCCUAGGAAUGUAACAGACCAGUCAUGACUGGCUUCUGCAUAUACAGCUACUAUGAGGAGAGGGUGGUUUUAUUCAUUUGUUUUUGUGUUUUAAUUUCCCCUGGAGCUUGUCUUUAAUAUUGCUAGGCUGUGAUAACAUAUGGUAGUGUGCGUUUGAGAACCAACUUUCAGCUUCAGUGUCCUAUUUCCUUUUGUCUGUAAUACAGUAAUUCUUGAGUAAAUCAGUUAUGAAUACUGUAGAGCCUUUCUAUGUUUCUGUUUAAAGUUACUCUGUCUGGGAAACUCAGAUUCUUCCUAGAUAUCCCACAACUUAAUUUAAUUCAAGAAUCAUGAACUUCAGUCUCUCACCUAAUGUCUAUUUUGUCCUGCGUUUUUACGUUUUUACUUAGAUGUUUUUCUUGUGUACUGGCUCUCUUAAGAAAUGUUCACCAGUACAGCUCUUGGAUUUCACUAUAAAGUGUUUUCGACUUGUUAUCUGCUGUUUUCUUUCCAAGAAACUGCCUUGUGUACAGCAAUUUCUAGAACACUGUACUAUCCUGACUAGCUGUGAGAGGGGGUCUUGACUUGUUAGCCGAUAAUGUAUUCUGGUGGCAUUUCUAGCUUUUCAUGACCUUAAAAGCUUACCCUCUUAACAUGUCCUGUCUAUCUUAUUUGCCAGAU
Nothoprocta perdicaria is the source of this 5654-nucleotide messenger RNA. It is a transcript of the gene CAPRIN1, whose product is annotated as cell cycle associated protein 1. Gene Ontology annotation, molecular function: RNA binding. Bases 24 to 1910 code for a protein of 628 amino acids. Gene Ontology annotation, cellular component: cytoplasm. The transcript has 17 exons. Lineage: Eukaryota; Metazoa; Chordata; Aves; Tinamiformes; Tinamidae. The record is from RefSeq and is a predicted model, not a curated record.